AAAAGAAAAACAAUAUAGCCACUACAAAUUUUACUAAUUCCAGGACCACCACGCGUGCUCACAGGAGUCACAGCCAAUCAGAAUCCUAUAAACUUUUUCUUGGGGAUGAAAGAAUGUGUGGUGGCAUUAGCAAAAUCCAUACUCAAAAACCCUAACCGCACCAAAUCCUGGGGUUUACCCUAACCGGACCAAACCCAAUUUCCCUCAGCCUAGAGGCACUUCAAUCUCUCUAUCUCUCUCAUCUUCUUUUUAUUUUUUUCUGUAACUUUGCAAUUUUUUUUUUUGUCUUUGAUUUUUCUUUUUUUUUUUUUGUUUUUGUGGAUUUUAUUGUUGGUAUUAUUAUUAUUAUUAUUAUUUUUUUGUGUGUGCGUGUGUGUUUUUGAGCUUGAUUUUGCAGCGAUGGAGGUAGCUGCGUACGGAACCGAGGAGAGGAACAAGUGGGUAGCUUCGGUUUUGGAAGCUAUGGUGGUAGAGACUCUUCUUGCUACUAGGAAAUCUCUUGCUUUGCUUCUCAUGGCGUCAGGAUCACUGCUGAAUGAAGUCGGCUUAUUACCAAAUAUGACCGCAAUGGAUGGAAGGUUUCCUUUUGAUGAACUUCAGAAAUUGAAACGUCCUGUUCAAGAAAACAAAGAUUCCAGCGAUACAGAGGAUGAUGAUGAUGAUGAUGAAGAAGAAGAUGAAGCUAAUAACCAGGAUGCUGAUGAAGGCAAUGAGGACUUGUCAGGUGGAGAAGGGGGAGAGGAUGAAGCAGAUCCCGAAGAUGACCCUGAAGCCAAUGGUGGAGGGAGCGACGAUGAGGAUGAUGACGAGGAUGAUGAUGAUGGUGAUGAGGAUGAGGAUGAGAAUGGGGAAGAAGAAGAAGAGGAAGAAGAUGAAGACGAAGAGGAAGAGGAUGAGCUUCCCCAGCCACCAGCUAAAAGGAGGAAGUGAGAACCAUUAGUACUAAUGGAGUAGUGAGGGAUAUUUCAAUUUGUCAGCCUUGUUAGGUUAGGGAAGUAUCAUCGCUAUUCUGAAUGAACUUCUAGUAUUUAUCAUAUUAUUAGUUAGAUAUAUUGUUCUCUUCUAUGCCACUACGGAACCACUUGGGCCUUCUGUUUAUGAUAUGUUAGAUUCAUCUUCCGUACUAUUUAUUUAUUUAUUUUUUUCCCUUGUUA
Ziziphus jujuba (common jujube) is the source of this 1154-nucleotide messenger RNA. Its product is annotated as phosphopantothenoylcysteine decarboxylase subunit VHS3-like. The transcript is spliced from 3 exons. The record is from RefSeq and is a predicted model, not a curated record. Lineage: Eukaryota; Viridiplantae; Streptophyta; Magnoliopsida; Rosales; Rhamnaceae. The coding region runs from base 400 to 930 and encodes 176 amino acids.